Amphimedon queenslandica is the source of this 840-nucleotide messenger RNA. RefSeq names its product death-associated protein kinase 1-like. NCBI's taxonomy places the organism in Eukaryota, Metazoa, Porifera, Demospongiae, Haplosclerida, Niphatidae. The transcript is spliced from 5 exons. Gene Ontology annotation, cellular component: BRCA1-BARD1 complex; BRCA1-A complex. Gene Ontology annotation, molecular function: ubiquitin-protein transferase activity; protein binding. The annotation marks the transcript as partial. The record is from RefSeq and is a predicted model, not a curated record. Gene Ontology annotation, biological process: protein K6-linked ubiquitination.
AUGGAUACAGCAACUAAACUAUUUCUGAACAAUGGGCUGACUGCAACCAAGAAAGGACUAGGAAAUGCAGUAAUGGAGAAGUCACUGAGGCUAGCUGCAGACAGAGGGAAUUUGGACGAGGUCAAGGUCCUCAUGAAAGCUGGAGCUCUCAUCACCAGAGAUCAAAAUGGACUUACUGCAUUGCAUAAAGCUGCCAGAAAGGGGCACAAUAAUGUGACACAGUAUUUACUGUCAACUGGGAAAGUGAAAAUCAAUGCUGGAGACAAAUAUGGCUGGACUCCAUUGCAUUGGGCUUCAUGGAAUGGCCAUUCAUCCACAGUAGCCCAGCUAUCAGAGAGGAAGACCUGCAAUGUUAAUGCAACUGAUAAGAGUGGUUCUAAUCCACUCCAUUGUGCUGCUCUCCAGGGACACCAUGCAGUCAUUAAGGAGCUGCUAUUAGCUAAAUGUGAUCCUAAUAUACAGAGAAAGGAUGGCUGGUCUCCACUUCAUCUUGCUGUGUGGAACGAAAAGGAAGAUAUAGUCCAUGAGCUUCUGAUUGGGAAAGCUGCAGUAUCAGUGGCAACACUCAAUGGAGAGGGACCACUUCAUCUUGCAGCUAAAAGAGGCUAUACUGGCAUAGCUUUAGAGCUACUGGACUCUGGGGCUCCAAUUGACAUGCAGGAUGAAUAUGGUAACACUGCAUUGCAUUAUGCAGCUUCUAAUGGCCACCGUGAAAUUGUUCAGAUCUUAAUGAGUAAUGACUGCAGAAUAAACGUACGCAAUAAAGAAGGAAGGACACCAAUGGACCUAGCAUUGUCCCAAGGAAACAAUGAAAUAAUAGGACUACUAACUGGAUUAAAG